Molecule: messenger RNA, 2217 nt
Organism: Stylonychia lemnae
Lineage: Eukaryota; Ciliophora; Spirotrichea; Sporadotrichida; Oxytrichidae
Source: the annotation of a GenBank genome assembly
AUGAAAAGUAAAAUAAUGAGUUUAAAUGUGGACUUAGAGAAGCUCCUCAUUGAAUACAGAGUAAGAACUAUUUUUCUUUAUAUUUAGGAUUAAAUAGAUGAAAAAAUUGUGAAUUAACUUGGGCUAGAAAACCAGUUCAAUGAUUUGAAACUGCAGAAAGAACAUCUUGAGAAUGAAAAUAAGCAAAUGCUCGAUGAACUAAACUAAAAUAAAGAUCUUGUCUCUGACUACUUCAUACAAAUUCAGUAAUAUUUAAUUUGGUAUGUCAUUGCUUUACUCAUAGAUAACUAAAAAAGGAUUUCUAAACUUGAGGAACAGGAUAAAGUUAUAUAGCAUAAGAAUGAGUAAAUAGAUGAAAUGAAACUAACGAUGAAAGAGGAAGUGCAGAAGUAUGAUCUUGAUAAGAAACUAUUCAAACAGUAAAUAUUGGUAAUGGAAUAAAUUAAAGUGUAACUGGAAAAUUUGUAAAAUGAAUCAGUUCAUAAUCUGAAGGCAAUUGUUAAUUCUCAAGAUGUAGAUAUACUUGAAUAAAAGCUUGAAUUAUAAGAUGUUAAGAGUGAGAAUCUUGAACUUAGAAUUCUCCAUGAAGAAAUAUAGAACUAAUCAGAGUAAACUAUAAGCUUAAAUAAAAGUUUAAAGUUGGAAUUAAACAAAAUUAAAGCACUUAAUGAUAAAUAACUCAUAGAUAUUAAUGAACUUCGAAAAAAUUCUGUCCUUAGUAACUAAACUCUCAAUGCUAAAAUAAGAUAGCAGUAAAAGGAACUUACAUCUAUUAACAUUUAAUUGUAAAAAGCAUCAAUAUCUGAGCAAAUCCUCCAAAAAUAGCUUAAGGACUAUAAGAAACUACUUUUUAAUCUUAAUAAUAAGCUGAUGGAUUUAGAAGGAGAUAGAGAAGUAAUCAGAUAUCAAAGAAAAAGAGGUAAAUAAGAGAUAUCAAUUAACAAUAUACAGAUUCAACAACUAAAAGAGAGGAUUAAUUUUCUUGAAUAAAAAAGCAAUGAGAUUGAAAAGAAAUACUCUAAGAUGAAUCCUAAUAGGAAAGAAAAUGGAGGACAUUAGGAAGAAAAGCUUAGUAGAUAGAUAAAGGAAUUUGAUUUCAAUUCUGAGGAUACUGUUUAACUUAAAGCUCAUGUCUACAAAUAAGAUGAGGAGAUAUUUGUUUUAAAAGAUAUGCUCAAAUCUGCUACUUUAUAGAUAAAACUUAAAGACUCAGAAAUCAAGAAGCUUAGAGCAUAACUUAAGGGCUAAGGGACAGAAUUUAAAACCCCAGUUAUUAAGAAGAACUAGAAUUAUAACUUACCAGAUAUUAAGUAAAAGUCUGACACUUCAGAGGCUGAGUCAUUCAUUGGAGAAUAGAGCAAACUAGAUAAGCUGCAUGAGCUAUCUAUGAAAUUUAGAAGAUAGUAAAGGUAAAGAGAAAAAGAUGUCCCUAUGCAAGAUUAAUAAACUCAGACAGAUUCAGUGAGAUAGAGAACUUAGGCACUUCAAACUGUUUAAGCAAAAAUGACUGACAAUAGCAACUAAACUGAAAUCAAAAAAUGCGUUGAUAUGUAUUAAUAGACUUAGAGUGUAAGCAAAAACUAAGCUUCUAUAUAAACAGAUGAAAUUAAAAAGGUUGAAAUAAUCAAAACAGUUCAGCAAACAUAAACUGAGGAAGAGAUAAAACCCAAAUAUGAGUCUCUUUAGAUGCAAACAGAUGAAGUUGAAGUCAAAAUACCAGUGGAAACUUUUAGUUAGCAUAUCCAAACAAUAGAAAUACCAAAGGAGGAGCCAAUAAUUAUUCCAAAGUUUGACUAAACAGCUUAGACUGAAGUUGAGAUACAAAUAUAAAAAAUCGAUAUUUAUGCUUAAACUGAAGAAGUUAAGAAGGAUACUUUUUAGAAAGAUACUUAGACUAUCCAGAUUGAAAAAUCUUCACUAACUUUCCUUCAUAAGGUAAUAGAGCAUCAAAUUACUUUAGAAAAGCCUAAAAAGAAGAAGAAAAAGUAGGGUGGUAAUUAGAAUCAUGAGCAUGAUAGUGAAUAUGAAUACUAUGAGGAAGAGGUGGAGGUUACAGAUGAUGAGGGAAUGGAUGAAGAAGAAGCAAAGAGAAUGUAUAUUUUAAAGCAGUAAGAGAUGGAAAUUUAACAAUAGAAGCAAUUGGUAAAAAAUAAUUAUUAGAUUCCAAAGUUAUAUAACUAUGGAGUAUAUAAGACUACUGAGAAGAAAAUGGAUUGA